This is a messenger RNA of Phodopus roborovskii (desert hamster), 2296 nucleotides long. It is a transcript of the gene Ccdc116, whose product is annotated as coiled-coil domain containing 116. The record is from RefSeq and is a predicted model, not a curated record. NCBI's taxonomy places the organism in Eukaryota, Metazoa, Chordata, Mammalia, Rodentia, Cricetidae. Gene Ontology annotation, cellular component: centrosome. The transcript has 4 exons. The coding region runs from base 34 to 2112 and encodes 692 amino acids.
AAGGAAGCAAAAAGAAAUUUAAUUACCCAUAUUAUGGCAAGGUACCACCACCACCACCACCACCACCACCACCACCACCACCACUCAGGAUAUCUGGCUGACGAUGAAGGUGGUCACAACGCCUACAUAGCUCGGAUGCAGCUGCCCAAGAAGCACCUGUUGCCAGAAAGGGGACCAACCCGCAAGUCUGGACAUGUGCCACACCUACCAUCAAUGAACCGAUACUCAGAGCACCAGGGCCAGCAGCAAAACCCUAGGCGCCCUCAGGCAUUUGGCAGCUUCCUGGAUUUCCUGACAGAGGGUCAGGUGCUGGACAGCUUGCAGACAGUAGUGGAGAAGGCAACAGAGCAUUUGGCUGCCACAAAGACAGAGGCUGGAGUGCCACUGGUGGAUGUACAAGACCCACUGGAGGUGCCAAGUGGUAGGCAGCAGACUCGAGCCAGGCCCAGCAUCAACACUGUGCAUCGGCACCGUGCUCGGCCUACGCUGUGUGCUGGGCACCCAAACAAUUACCCAUCUUGCUCCAGCUCCAUGUCUGACUCCCACAGCAGUGUCACAGCUGGCUUGCUGGGCUCCCACAGCCACGACAGUGGCCCUGGUGGCCGAGGCAUAGGCUCACUGCCACCUAUGAGGGACAAACUCCUGCUUGAGAAAAACCUCAAGAGGCUACUGCGACUGGAGAACAAAGGGAAAGGCCUGAAUCAAUCCUGCUCCCAGAGGGAUUCUCUACUGUGGGAUUCACUGGGCAGCCAGACCAGCAGUCAGUGGACCCGGGAGCAGCCCCUGUCUUGGUUCUCUGGGCUUUGGGGCUCCAGCUCAGCCACCCCUGAAACAUCAGAGUUGGGACUUGGAGAACAGGAGAUGAUUUUUCUCAAGGAAGAAUUGAACAAGGAGAUAAAGUCACUGCUGAACCAGCCAGCAUCAUUCAACCUGCCUGCGUAUUGUUCACUCAGGGAGCCCCAUCGUACCCUGGACUUCCUGGCUGAGCAUCAUCUCUUUCCUGCCCUGCAACGUGUAGUCAGCCAGGCUGUAGAUAAGCUCAGCCAUGCCUGCCGCCAUGAUGGCUUUCCCCUCUUCCCUGUUGCCUCAGAGCCCACCCCAAUGAUACCUGGGGACUCUGAUCUUCUGCAGCAGAAGGCAUCCAUACCUACCAGCAGGGAUGGGGAGGAGCCUUGUGAUUCUCCCACCACAGCCUCCAGCCCUAAGACAUCACGCAGGAAAAGCAAGGGCAGACAGGACUCCCCCUCCACGUCUAAUGCCCAGAUGGCUACCAGAUUCAGGCUCAAGAGCCCCAGCACCAAGUUGCCGAGGAAGAAGCCUCUGCCGUCCAUCUCGUCUGUGUCUAGCUUGUCCUACAUCUCUAACCCCUGGUUUGAGGAACUCACUAACUUUUUGAUUGAGCAGGCAGUCUCCUUGCUUAUCUGCAAGUACAAGUUUGAGGAGAGCCUCAAUAAGCAGCUUGGCUUCGUCUCCUUUCCUAUCACUGAGCUUCUCAUGGACAUCUUUUUGGGUUUCAAGAAGGUGAAGGGCACCCACAUCCGUCUGUCCUCAGACAUCAACUGGACCUGCCUUCUGCGCAAGUUGGAGGAAGCUGAGUUGGCACGGCAGGCCAUACGCCGUGCCUCCAAGCCAGGAGCCUCCCAACCUAGUGCCUCCCGUGUUGGCACCUUGCGGCAUAGCACAGAACCCCACUCUGUGCAACAGGAGCACGCUGGUAACACCAGUCAGGACCGGAGUGCAGAGUCCCGCUUCUCCCUCCGCCCUGAGUUGCCGAUCCGACAGCUGCUCAGCCCUCGGGAUCCUGGUACAGGCCAGGAACAGAGGCCCAGAAGCCCUUCAGAACCCAAGCUGUCUGCACUCUCCAAUGCUGGUAUUGACUCCAUAUCCUCCAAGUCCAAGGAAAUAAUAAAUAUUGAAGAGGGCGUGGAAAGUGAGGAGCAGGAAGAGGAGGAGGAGGAAGACGAAGAGCAGGAAGAAGAGGACAGAGGAAGUGUGGAAGAUGAAAUCAAGGAUCCUUCUGAGGGUGAGCUCACCCCCACUAGUCUGCCUGAGCCUGAAUUGGAGGACUUAAUCAAUGAGUUCACUGUAAUAAGCCCCAAUGACUCCCCAUGAGACCCCUGUAAGCCACACAGAGUAUUCCAUUCCUUGCCUCCUCCUGCCCUAUCCCAGUAGCUGGCCCCCCAGCCAGCCCCUGUCCUGAGUAAGGGUCAGGCAACCAAGUGCUCAGCAAGAGCUCUGCUAAUGUUAUCAAAGGACCCAGAAUAAAAUGGGAAUAAAUUACAUGUUGAUGGACACA